CACAAUCACCGGCAUCUGACGGUUCUCCUGGGAACAGGGGUUACAGCCCCACCUGGCCAGCGCUGAGCUCUGACAAAGUCCUGGGUCUACUCGGCACAUCUUGCUCGCUUCCCGAGUUCUGUUCCCUGUUGAAGGAGGUGGCUGGUGGCCACCCCCAAGAACGAGGGCAUGGGAGGGGGAGGGGAGCUAGGCUCUGUGUUGGCGGUUGCCAUGGUAUUGCUCCGAGUUCUGGAGCCAACCUGCCCACUCCCUGAGACACUCAGGUCAUAGAAGCAGUAGGUCAGAAGCCUGAGGGGACAUAACGAGAGCCACUUUGGAGGCCGCCAGUGCACCUGUUGAGAUGGAGGCCUCCGAUGGGCAAGGGGCUGAAGGGGACAAGCCACUAAACAAGGUGACAAAUGUACCCUGCUUGGAGAAGAGUUCCGGCACCACACCCACUGGAGACUCACUUGUACGCCAUGCCAAGGGCCUGGGCCAGGACACCUUCAAAAUUUGUAAAGAAUAUCUAAGGCCACUGAAGAAGUUCCUGCGAAAGCUGCACCUGCCCAGGGAUCUUCCCCAGAAGAAGAAGCUAAAGUACAUGAAGCAGAGCCUGGUGGUCCUAGGGGACCACAUCAACACCUUUUUGCAGCACUACUGCCGAACCUGGGAAAUCAAGCACUGGAGGAAGAUGCUCUGGCGAUUUGUUUCUCUCUUCUCAGAAUUAGAGGCGAAACAGCUUCGCAGGCUCUACAAGUACACCAAGAGCAACCAGACGGCCGAGUUCCUGGUGACGUUCUGCCCCUUGGACACCCUGGAGAGCUCCCUGCUGGCCGACCGGGAGGACAGUCUGCCCAAGCUGUGCAGUGCGUGGGGGCUGCACAACAACAUCAGCUGCAUGAAGGAGAGGCUGUCCAAGAUGCAGGUGCCUGGCCGAGAGGCCUCCCUGCUGGGGGAGCCACCACCCCGGGGCCUGGGCAGGAAAGGUUCUCUAAGGAAACUUCCUCACAAAACAAAACUCAAGAGAAAGAGGAUUAAGGAAGCCCCAGAGACUCCAGGGACCAGCCCGUAAGAACAGCCAGGCAGGAGGGGCGGGGGCAGCUGGUCCUGGCUCCCAGAGCACUUGUCUUCAACACCUCUGCACCCUGGGGGCUGGGGGCCAAUGAGGGGAAAGAAGAGAACUGUCUUUGUCAGAAGGAUGAUCAGGUCUUAGUUAUGUAUAA
This is a messenger RNA of Callorhinus ursinus (northern fur seal), 1202 nucleotides long. RefSeq names its product CHD1 helical C-terminal domain containing 1 (gene CHCT1). NCBI's taxonomy places the organism in Eukaryota, Metazoa, Chordata, Mammalia, Carnivora, Otariidae. The record is from RefSeq and is a predicted model, not a curated record.